This is a messenger RNA of Aspergillus pseudotamarii, 919 nucleotides long. RefSeq lists its product as uncharacterized. The transcript has a single exon. The record is from RefSeq and is a predicted model, not a curated record. Bases 202 to 372 code for a protein of 56 amino acids. NCBI's taxonomy places the organism in Eukaryota, Fungi, Ascomycota, Eurotiomycetes, Eurotiales, Aspergillaceae.
GGAGAUAGUAUGCCUUUAAAGGAGCCGGUCUCGGCUAUGUGAUCAUAAAUCAUUGAUGUGGGGACAGGAGAUGCCGAGGAUAUACUAUACUGUACAUUGCCUUUAGCUUGGAGUAUCACAUCAUUUUGUAGGCCAUGACAGGUUACAUUCUUCUGUUUAGAAUGAUAAAUUGCAAGAGGGAUUAUUCGUCUGGACAGUCAUAUGUAUGUUUGCCUCCUGUAUAUUAUCAGAAUGUAUGAGCACACAUCAUUCAUCAUCUGCCAGGCGAACCUCGUAAUAUAUUUCAAACCAGUCGUGUAUCCGUUCCAUUUGCUACGAAGACACAAGUACUUCCUGUCUCAUGCAUUAAGCAUAUCCAUCGACUGGGCUUAGUAAAGAGCAUCAAAAGUUACACUGCUUGUAACAAUCUCCACACCGACUUAAUCACACUGCUGAGUUACUGGUCACAGAGUGCGCUUUUUACGAGCAAUCCUCUGAUACAAUGCAUUGAUGUACAUCGUAAGAUGUUUUAGUGUCUAUCUUCUAACAUCUUUUUGAUGUCAAUCUUCCAUCGCGUCUCAACAACCAGUCUAACUCCAAACAGAAUCAAGUAAAGAAAGGUUUAUAAACCAAGACUAGAUAUCUAUGGUCUUCUCAAGAGCCGAUGCCAAGGUCUUUGUCUUCUUUACAUCUAACAAUUAAACAAUAGGUGCGAACAGAUCAUCCUCUGCUAGCCGUAGGUGUAAUGCGAUUCACUGAGCUACUACUAGUAGUAGUACUUUAUCUGAUAUCAGCAGCAGUUGGCCUUUAUUCUUAUGCCAGUGGACGAUGGCCUGUCCUCAUUAUAAAAGUCCAAUCACGUGAAGAUGACGUAAGAGCAUAUCGAUGUAGGUUGAUUUUCUUUGAGAGUCUGGACUCUCAGGUGCACCUUCUGUCUUUA